UUGAGACCCAAACUUGCUCUCUCCUUGGUGCUGGGUCUGCCUCCAGCAGAGCGGACCUUUUGCUUCCUUGCUGCAACAGAGUACAAGGAUCAGCGAGAGCAGCUGCAGCAAUUCUAGGAGAUUUUGCAAGACUUUAUUUCCACACACACACUUGCUGCAGCAAGAACCAUUUGCUCACCUGUCUGCAAACAUAACAACUGAAGCCUCAAAACUCUUCCUCAACCAAGACUACCACUGCUCUUUGGAAAGACAGCUGACCAGGAAGCUCAGUCAAAUGGUUCCAAGAAAUGGAGCAGUGUAAGAAGUCAAGUAAGGGAGAAUGAGGGACACGAAGAUCUUCAUUCUCCCUGUAUGGUUUUUAAUGGCUGAAGUUUAAUAUUUUGAAGAAACAGCCUAAAUAAUUUUGCUUUUGCCAGCAGACUUUUUUAUCCUUAAGGAAAGAGGACCUGAUUUCACAUGAACUGCCAAAUCUAGGAACACAGACCUUACACUGAACUACUAGGGGUAUGUAGAUGGAAGAGACCCAUUUUGGAUGGCUAAGUUUUUGAUGGGGACAUGACUAUAUUUUUAUUUUUACAAAUACCUUUUUCUUCUCUACCAAGAAGGCAGACUAGUAAUCAAGUCCCUCCACUCUGGAGCUGUUAAUUCCGCCCCCCCCAAGAGUACAUAUUAUUUUUGGGAGAAAGUUUACUGGGACAGAAAUGAGACAGUGAAGAGCUCUACACUUAAUAUACAGCCAAUUACAGUAAGUGCAGAUCCUCAAUCAGCCUGAACUGGGAAAUCUUAAUUCUUUAUUUUUUUUAAAAAAAAAAUAAGACUCUCCUUCAAUGUGUCUGGAACUUCUGGGGAUUGGAGUCGGCAUGAAUUUUGGACUGCUUUUCGUGUCUCUCUGUUACCUGCCUCUCAUCAGCAGUGAGGGAGACCCCAUCCCUGAAGAAAUAUAUGAACUGCUGCGUGACAGCUCGGUGCGCUCCAUCAGAGACCUCCAGCAGGUCCUGCAUAUAGAAUCCGUAGAUGAAGAUACCUCUACUUCAUACAUGAAUUUCACCAAAGUACAUGCUGGUGAAAAUCUUGUUCCUUUGUCCCGUGGAAGACGAAGUUUAGGCAGAGCAGAACCUAUUGAGCCAGCAGUAAUUGCUGAGUGCAAGACACGAUCUGAAGUCUUUGAAAUCUCCCGGAGCAUGGUGGAUUCAACCAAUGCCAAUUUUCUUGUGUGGCCACCCUGCGUGGAAGUGCAGCGGUGCACAGGCUGUUGCAAUACCCGAGCAAUGCAAUGUCGUCCCACACAGGUGCGGGUGCGGCAUAUCCAGGUAAGUAAGAUUGAAGUUGUUGGAAAGAAGCCAGUCUUUAAUAAAGCAAUUGUAGCCUUAGAAGACCACCUGGAAUGUCGAUGUGAGGCAGUAUCACCCCAACUUCCCAACUGGGCCAAUUCCCGUGAACACAGAGGUGGGCCCGCAGUGAGUGCUGGAACAUCUCUUCCAGCAAGGGCAAGAGCGCACAGGUUGCUGCCACGAAAGAGGAAGCAUCGAAAGUUCAAACACGUACAUGAGAAGAAAGUGCUGAAAGAAAUUUUCCCAGUGUAAAAAUGCUGGCAGGCAAAAGUACAAAUGUCAGGUUUAUUUAAUAUAUUUGCUGUUUAGCCCCCAUGGGGUUAUCAAGAGUUUCUCUCCGUCCAUCUGCCUCAGUGCCCUUUUGGACGGCUAAUGGUGCUUCCUGAUUCCUCAUUCGCUGAAUGUUUUCUCACCAAAGUUUGCCAUUCAAGUUCAUAAUGGCAUUACAUUCACCUCUUGUAGAAGAAAAAGGACAGAGGAAAUAAAGAAAAAAAACACAGCAAUGGGGACGGACAACAUGCUUUUUGCUGCAACGAACAGUUUCGAAAUGUUGCAGACUUGUGGUUCAAAUGCAUUUUGGAAGUGGUGGGUUUUGAGAAAACAGGAGUAUUACAAGGUUAUUUUUCCUCCUUUUUUUUCUUGCCCCACCGUGGAGUUAACUGGGCUCAGGUCGUAUACUGUGGCAGUGAGCAUGUCAAAAUAGUCAGUAUGGCAAACAGUGACAGCAGAUGCACUAAGGACUUUUAAUGUCAUGUUUCCACUGAUACGUUUAAUGUCUUCAUGUAUAUUUCAUUUUUCAUGCCAUGCCCUGGGGAACUGAAGCAAUGAAUACUAAAUACCAAUACCUAACACUUUCUGCAAACAGGCAGGGAGCAGUUAUGUCGGGGGUCCAUCCCACCCACCCCCCAUUCAAGGCUUCCUCAUGGGUCAAAGAGGUAAUUUCUGAAAGUGAUGUUAAGAAAGACUUGGCUCCCCCUGUCAAUUGAAUUUAGAGAUGUUUCUGUUGAUGGAUUUAUAUUGAGGAAAGUAACAAUUGCCACUCAUGGACGAAGCAGGGCUGUUGUGCUAUUUUUGCAACCACUGCCUCCAUAGCUGCUAGAAUAAAGCAUUGCUUUUUAGUAAGCAGGGCCAUAGCAAUGUUUCAGCAUGUUUUUUAACAUUAGGCCAUAUGCAGGCAAUCAGCAUCAUCUCUAUAAAUGAUCUCAAAUGCCAGUGGAGGUAGAGAGGUCUCUAUUUAGGACAACAGAGAGCUCUUGCUACUCCAGAUAAAUAGCAGCAGAUUCAACAGAUCACUGGUGUGAUACAGUUAUAUAGCAUCGGUCUUCAUUUGUAUGUCCCCUUUUUCCCAGACACUGUUAUUACCAUUUCCUCUCUAGCAUAGUCAUUUAUGCGCAGAUGCAGUCUUACACAGGGGCAUCUGUGGAGUUGGGUGGGGGUCAGGAGUAAAAAGAGUAAAGAUGGCAGUUGCACUUGCCAUCUUGACCCCACCCCACCCCCUGGAUACCCCAGGUCUUAUAUUAAUAAUCUCAGGUUAAUAUCCUCCAAUCUGAUGAAAACCAAGCUGUGUAAAGUCUUAGAAAAGCCAUACAAAAUGCUGCCAUUGUGCACAAUGCAUUGGAUAUCUACAGAAGUCAAGUGGUGCUGAAUAUCAUUACACAAAGUGCUGUUGGCCCCAUCAAAAUCCCAAUUGGUAGCAUCUGAUGGAUAUGGCAGAUUUCUCUCCCCUUGUGUCUCCAGCCUUGGGAUCUGCUCUCUUUAAAAGUAUGAUAAGCUGUUCCCUCUCACUAAAGGAUAUAAUUCACUGAAAGUCUUCUAUGAGACAGUAAAACAACAACAAAAGGUAUUCAUGUUAUCAGAAAGGAAAAAAAAGUGGUUUAAUUGUUUGUGGGCCUCUGCUGAGAAAAUACUGAACAACAACAACAACAACAAAAGGGCAGGGAGGGCAUAAUUUCCCCUUUCCAACUACUUUUUAGCCCCGCUCUAUGUUGUUAUAAAAGAGGAAAGGCAAAAAGAAAAUUGCUGAAGUCAUAGAUGGGUAGGCUUUGACCAAGAUUUGGGCACUGAAGCUCUAAUUCUAUGAUUUCUACACUAUUGCCUGCCUCAUGAUGGUAAAAUAUCCUUAAAUUUUAACUGAAAAAUGUUCUAGCUUCAUCCUAAGUCACUGAACACAUGAUAGAGCCCAGCAGUAACACAAAUAUCUUUGUUAGGAGAAUCUUGCCUAAACAGAUGAAACUGAAAAGCUUUUGGCAAGGAGACAUCUCAAGAAGAAAUAAGGCCUUUUGCAAUCUUUAAAAUACGUUAAAUGAGCUAGGCAAACCAUGGUUUGCUAGGAUUACCAGUUCUGGGCCGAAAAACUCCAGCUGAUCAUUAGAUGGCAGAGCAGAGUUACGACUUUCUAUAAUCUCUUUGCUGCUAUCUAAUCCUGAUUUUUGCAGCCCAGGUGGUAGCUCUAGGUUCAUUCUGUAAGCCACAUUUGGGUUGGUUUCUAGCCCUAAGACAUUAGCUAUGGUUUUUAGAUUACAAAGGCUGAGAUUAUGCAACAUGUUAAGCCAAAUGCAAACAACCCACACUAUAAUGUUGUAGGAUGUACAAAUUGAACAACCAUCUAUCUUACUCCACCUGAGACAAAAGGAAAGAUCCUACAAUCAGGCAAACUAAGUAGAAGCUACUGCAGAAACAUGGGGCAACUAGAACUCUAAUAGGAGAAGAUUGUUUGUCUUGUUUCCCUGCCCGAUGAAGAAUUGUCCAAAUAAACCUUUUCCUCCCUUGCUCCAUUUUCAGUCCAUCUGCCUAUUGAGAGAGAAUGGAAAGGGAAAAUUAGCUGGAGUACUUAGUUCACCUCCUACUUCAGAUCUUGUCCAAAGAGAAUGGGGGCCAAUAAUCUUGACCUUCAUUUCAGUAGUGCUACUGAUAUCCAGUGCCCUAGAUCAUUUUUUAUAACACCUCUUGCAUUGAUUCCACCCAGUUUUUCUCUUACAAAGACAUCUGUGGUGCUCUUAUACCUGAUAAGACUGAGAUUGGUGAUCAUUAGUAAAUAAAUUACUUGUUUAUUUAGCCAGAUUGUACUGGUUAAAAAAAAAAAAAGCAUUAGAACUAUAGCUGUGGUCACUCGAUAUAAUUCCAUGGCAGCAAGAUGUAUGAAAAAUCCGCUCAAAACAGUUUGGAAAUACCUGUCUCUUCUCACGUUAUACUCAAUGGUUUAUUUCUGACAUUAAAACACUUGCUAUUCAGUCCUAUUUUGCUUUGUUUUCAAAGGCUGUUUGUUUUCUGCAUAAUUUCAUUUGUAAGGCAGGAGAGGUCCUUCAUCAUCCCCCAUUUUAUGUACAAUUAAUUUAUACUCUGUACUGUAUUUAAAACUGUUUUUAAAAAAUCUUAAAACCCAAAAUCUCAA
Candoia aspera is the source of this 4722-nucleotide messenger RNA. It is a transcript of the gene PDGFB, whose product is annotated as platelet derived growth factor subunit B. Gene Ontology annotation, cellular component: membrane. Bases 828 to 1583 code for a protein of 251 amino acids. Gene Ontology annotation, biological process: positive regulation of ERK1 and ERK2 cascade; positive regulation of cell migration; platelet-derived growth factor receptor signaling pathway. Gene Ontology annotation, molecular function: platelet-derived growth factor receptor binding; growth factor activity. The transcript has 7 exons. The record is from RefSeq and is a predicted model, not a curated record. NCBI's taxonomy places the organism in Eukaryota, Metazoa, Chordata, Lepidosauria, Squamata, Candoiidae.